Molecule: messenger RNA, 564 nt
Organism: Geodia barretti
Lineage: Eukaryota; Metazoa; Porifera; Demospongiae; Tetractinellida; Geodiidae
Source: the annotation of a GenBank genome assembly
AUGUCAGUGACAAAACCUUUUCCUGAAUCCGUUCUUAUCUCUGAAUCUUGUCUUCAGAAUCGCAUUCGUGAACUCGGCACGCAAAUAUUCACUGACUAUGAGAACCAAGAGUUGGUCCUACUGGGUGUCCUUAGGGGCAGCGUCCUCUUUUUCGCGGAUCUUGCCCGUGCUAUCUUUAAGGCGCAGCAUGAAAGUCAAACGAGAGAAGUCACACUUCGUUUUGAGUUCGUGCAACUCGUGAGUUACCACGAUAGUACGCAGCCUUCGACAGUACAGCUCAUCCGUGGCGGUAGUGAUUAUCUCAAACAGCGACAUGUCCUCAUUGUGGAAGAUAUUGUUGAUACCGGACGUACUUUAAAUUUUCUCUGUGAACACCUUCAGACGUUGAACCCGAAAACCGUUAAAGUCUGUACACUACUUGAUAAACCUUCUCAGCGCCAAGUGUCUGUUGCUGUUGAUUAUAUCGGUUUUGAAAUUCCAGAUACCUUCGUCGUUGGAUAUGGACUUGACUACGCACAGCAGUAUCGGAAUUUACCCUACAUUGCUGUUUUGGAGUCAAUUUAA